Molecule: messenger RNA, 14614 nt
Organism: Spirometra erinaceieuropaei
Lineage: Eukaryota; Metazoa; Platyhelminthes; Cestoda; Diphyllobothriidea; Diphyllobothriidae
Source: the annotation of a GenBank genome assembly
AUGGACCUGUUCUCAGCCGCCUGCGAGAACUUCGGUCUGAUCAUCAACACGCAGAAGACGGUGGUCAUGCAUCAGCCGCCACCCAACUCAGCCACAGCCCCCAACGCGUCGCCGCAAAUCAGCGUGAACGGAACCCAACUGCAAGUGGUAGAGAACUUCCCGUACCUGGGCAGUACUCUCUCCCGCAACACCAAGAUCGACGACGAAGUCGCCAACAGGAUCUCGAAAGCCAGUCAAGCCUUCGGUCGCCUCCAAAGCACAGUUUGAAAUCGUCAUGGUCUCCAGCUGAGCACGAAACUGAAGAUGUACAAGGCCGUCAUCCUGCCGACGCUGCUGUACGGAGCGGAGACUUGGACAGUGUACACGAAGCAGGCACGCCGACUCAACAACUUCCACCUCAGUUGUCUCCGUCGCAUACUGAAGCUGAGCUGGCAGGAACGAAUCCCGGACACUGAUGUACUGGAACGGACGGGAAUCCUUAGCAUCUACAUCAUGCUGAGACAAAUGCAGCUGCGUCGGAGCGGCCUCCACGUGCGCAUGGUCGACUAGCGACUACCCAAACAACUCUUCUAUGGGGACGUCGCCACGGGUUCCCGCCUCCAAGGAGGCCAAAUCCGCCGCUACAAGGAUACUCUGAGGCGAAAUUGACCGCAGUCUCGACGCACUCACCACGCCCAGCUCCAUCUUCACUUCGCCGACCUGUGCGUUCACCAUCACCACCACCACCACCACCACCACCACCACCACCACCACCACCACCACCUCCGCAACUGACACCCACACCACCGACUUCUCAUGUCCACAAUGUCCACGCACAUUCACCUCACGCAUCGGCCUGGUCGGUCACUUGCUAAUCCAUCGCGCAGAGACUGGCGAACCAGCUCCCGAAGCACCCACCUACACCCGCCGCAACCACCUCCAUUGCCCACACUGCCCUCGCACAUUCAUGCACCGCAUAGGUUUAUUCGGCCACAUGCGCAUCCACGAAAGCCUGCGGUGGACAACCGCCGACUUCACCACACCACUACAUCGUCCCUCACUGCCACCUCACUACCCAUCAACAUCACCACUGUAUGCACCCAACUACCACCUCGCACGCAAUGGGGAAGUGUGCGCCUCGACUCGGUCUCCGUGCGACUCAUGUUGCAUGGGUGACUCGAGCCUGAGUCCAUCCCGACCCGUCAAGCGCCGUGUAUAGGAAGGCUGCUGAUUGACGCCGCAGCUCAGUCCACGCAGUCUGUCUAGUUAUGUGUGUCUGUGUGGAGUAGCGGACUGGUGGGCUGAGGGCCGGGCCGUUACAGCUCCUUCUACGGCACUCUCACGCAUAUGAGGGAUACGCCGUUCAAUCCCCGUUGUGUGAAAGCCUGGUGUUUGUGUUCUGGAGGGUAGGUCGUGCAUGUGGCGCGCGCAGACAAGGUCACUAGACUACUGACCGGCUCGGACAGUGGCUUGGGUGUUGGAAUGGAAAAGGAGAAUGAGGUCGACGACUCAGCGCAUUCUCCUCACUACAAACAGUCCGAUGCGCUUAAAGCUAUCACGGUGUGCUAAAAGCCGUGGCUUGGAAGGCUGCCAACUGACGGUAUCAUUUGGUCCUCGCAGACGGCCCAAUGUUGUGUGCUGCAAUUGUGGAGUUUUCGGCUGGUCGUCUGAGAGUCAGGCUGCAAUGGCUCCUUCCUAGUGCGGUCUUUAUGGCACUCCCACUGCGUGCGAUCCGAGCCGGGCGAUGGCGGCACGCCUAGGGGCGGCUUCGGUCGUGCCAACCUCCAAUCACUGUUGUGUUGCCAGAAACCUGGUUAUUUGUUGUGUGGACUAGUUGGUGUGGUGAAACGCCAAGGUGCGGGCUUGAUCGUGCCAGCCACCUGCGACCUCCCGCAUCUCCGGUCUUUUUGACUCUGUCUUGACUCCGGGCUCAGGUGGGGGAGGAGGAGGGAGUGUGGUAUAUGCAGUGCAAACUAACGGCACUAUAAACCCCCGCGCAAGUCACUGUUCCUGCUUCCACACUGCUGUGGAGCACAGGGUGGAUAUCAUUGAAACCGACGGCCGAACUGUCGUGUGUGGGUGUAGAGUGACAAGCUCAGUGGCUCCUUAAUAUUUGGCUUCUAUGGCGUCCCUAUCCAGAGACGACACUAGCUGUUGACUGUCUUGUUUUUAUGAAAUCCCUGCCCAUCUCGCGAGGACGAGGUCGUGCUUGGCACACAUAGGCGAGAUGUAUAUCCUUAUCGGUCUUUGUGACUGAUUGAAAACGGACCCGAAUAACAAAUGCCGCACAUGAGGAGACAUGCAGUGUCACGUCCAGGUGCAGGAUCGCUCCCCGUCAACCACCUGCGUCCGACUGCAUCUACGGCCGUCUUGACUCUGUCAUGCAAUCCAGGCCGGAGGGUUGACAGAGGGGGAGAAAGUACCCUAACUCUUCUACCAUUCGCAAGCCACUGUUCGUGCGUCCACCCCGCUCUAAGUCAUCGUCGUUCACGAUGGCAGAACUGACAGCAUGUUGAAUAGGAGGAGAUACCAAACAACAUUUUGGCUUAAAAGGUCGGCUUGUCCGCCGUGCAGUACCACUGAUGUAAUCAGAGGCCGAUGUCGAAAUGCAUGUCCUUCUGAUUUCUCUGUUUGGACUUUAAUGCACUCAAGGGACGGGACACAGGCAGCGGCCAGGCAUAUCCGUAGUAUUGCCUUAGUUCUUUUGAUUAAAAAUCAAGUUAGAGAUCGUUUAUGUGGCCCUCAGCAAGACAGUGAACUAGCAACCUCCGUAAUGCAGAUGUUCUAGCGCUAAAUUUCAGGAAGUGCACGAAUUUCCGUGUCCAAGUCCCCAACCUUAACGCUAACACCGACCUUAACGUUAACCCAAACGCUAACAGUACACUUAGUCCUAACCCUAGUUUCCUAGGAAUUUAACGCAAAUCUACUUACCCUUUGUACUGUGGGGUGAGGGGAGGCGCAAGAAACCCCCCCCCGAAACUUCUCUGUGCUUAUUUAGAAGAAAUGCCAGUACAGACGAAGAAGACUAGAAUGGCCACUUCUAGCUUACUUCCUUUUGUCACCUACCCCAGUCCCACCUACCGCCGCCAGAUCAGGAUGCUGCAUGACUUCAAAUCUCGAUCGGGUACAGAAAGGUCAUUGAGCAUUUGCGUCCCCGAACUCAAACAUUGUCUCGAAAGAAGUUAGACAAAUAUCAUUCCACGCGAUUUUUCAGAAAUUGAUCUCUCUACAAAACCCGUAAUUACAAACUGUUGAAGUUAGCCUGUAGCCUGAAGGCUUUGCGAAAUUUUUGCUCGGAUAGGCAUUUAGUUCAAAAGGCGUGAGUGUCGUGCUCCAAGUCCACUUUCAUAUUCUAUGCUUUCGCAGAACUGAAUACCUCAGUACUUUCUUAUCCAACCCUGUGAUCUUAGGGCGGAACUUCGACUACGGUUCAUGGAAUCUAAUUGCGAAAGUUUCAUCGGCCAGUUCUUCGUCUUCUAUCCACGAUCGAUAUUCGUUUAUGCUCCACUGAAUGGACGAGAAGGUUUUUUGCAUUUAUCAUCCUCCCUCUGCCAAUCAGGUCAGGUCCGAAAUAGUUUUGCUUAAUUUUCGCCAGAAAAUCUCGGGCCUCUUGCACGGGGGUCAGUGGGGUUAAGCUCGGUUAACCCUCCCACUUUCUAGUCUAAUUAGUUCAGGCUGGUGUACGAUUGGCGCACAACGUAGGCUAAUCGGAUGCGGCCGUUCUGACCACUGUCGCUCGGCAGAAGUCGUCAGUCAGCUCCCUUUACACAAGCCUCAACUCUAAGCUUGCGUUCUGAUCUGUCCCCGAUCAUUACGGUUGACUCAUAUUUUGGCAGUCUCAGGGACUGCGGUGCCAAUGAAAAAUCUGUUGGCAUCUCAAGCAAUGCCCUUAACUGGUUAGUGCUCUUUCUCUCUGUCUCCACCUCUAUCGACUGACUCAUUUCGCCUUACAGCCCAAUAAGCGCACCCGACUCAAGACGCCGGCACUAACGCGUCGAGUGCUACCCCUCCGGCUUGUGCGUGCAUGCCUACGCCUGGUGCAACUGCGCACGCAGUCGAUGGGCCGUAGGCACACAGGAGCAAGCGCGCUAACUCACGCGUGCGGUGUGUAGGAGGGCGGUGCCAGAAUCCAGGUCUUCUAAUGCGGGUCUUCGCGGGCCGGUCGUCACAUCUCACUCGGAUCGAACACAAGGCGGUUUGCUGGAAGGUGAGUCUCUCGACUUUAGUUCAGUUCCUCUUGCCUGCCAUGCAUACAACACUACUACACUUUUGCAUACGAGAUCCCGGGAAGCUGCUUCUCUUGUCAGCUCCUGAUGCAGGUGUGCUGGUAGGACCUAAUCGAAUUAAAAUUAGCAAGAUGACAAGUACAAAAGAUUUUUGCGUGAAGGUUCUAGUUAAAGCCUUAGUGAUGCCGGGACGAUCGACUUUGGUCCGGCCUAUUUCUGUUCAGUUAAUUAAGACUGCCCAACAGAUUUAUUUCUUGAUUCUGCGGACAGGUAUCUGUUUAGUUUAACCUCGAUUUUCAGUUUAAGGAACAGUUUGUUUAUGUAGCAUUCAGAAUGGAUAUACAUAUAUAUGAACUAGGUUACUAAUUUCGCACGUCGUUCAAGGAACAAAAUGGAGUAAUGUGCCCACGACACGACAUUUUGAGGUCAGUUUCGAAAUAUACUACGAAGCUAUUAGCUUAAAAUUCACAUCCGGAGCUCAUGUAACAGAAACAGCGUAGAGCACCUUGGGAGUAUGAUGAAGUCAUUGCCGUACAUAUAUACAGUGAGUGACCGAUCUCAUGAAAUGUUGGCUAAAAUUCUGAAAUGCGUUUUCGAUAAGAAGGUUUACUUGGGCGCCGUUGUAGUACUGAUUAUCUUGCGACAUAAUCCUAUAAUAUUUCGGACUUGGUAGGAUGUUAGCUUUUGAAUCCAUUGCUUUUUAAUUUCCUGUAGAAACCGAGCUCGUUAAAAAAUGACUACUUAAGCAGCAUGCAUUUUUCCCAUUGAUUUGCAAUGGUCUUGCAAAUUUAAAUAUAUUUUGUAGAAACUACGAAUAAAAAUAUGCCUUCUUUCAGUUGUUUGAUUGGGAAUUACGCCGUCUUUAUAUUUUAUACUCGAAGAAGGAGUAUAAUUAGGUUUUAAAAGUUUUUAAUUGUGAGAAUAUUUAAGACCGUGUAAUGUCUAUUCAUUCAGCGUCAUACCUGUACGUUUAUCACUGCUCCUCAUGAAAUGUACAACAUGAACUGCAUCCGUUGCCAAAUGUUAUGAAUUCUAUAUAGUAUCUUCUCAAAGGCAUGGGAGAAUAUACGAUUUUAUUUACGGGGAACGCAUGCAUCUUAUAGACUGGAAUCACUAAGCACUAAUGCAACGACUGAUCAGGCUCCGAAUUAUUUGGGAAUAAAGACGGCGUGAUUCUCUAUCAAACAACUGAAAGAAGUCAUAUUUUUAUUUGUAGUUUCUAUAAAAUAUAUUUGAGUUUGCGGGACCAUGGAAAAUCGAUGGAAAAGUCAUGCUGCUUAAGUAGUCAUUUUUUACCGAGCUCGAUUUCUACGGGGUAUUAAAAGCAAUGAAUUCAAAAGCUAACAUCCCACUUAGUCCGAAAUAUUAUAGGAUUAUGUUACAAGAUAAUCAGUACUAUAAUCGCGCCCAAGCAAACCUUCCAAUCGAAAACUCAUUUCGGAAUUUCAGCCAACAUUUCAUGAGAUCGGUCACUCAAUGUGUAUAUAUAUGACAAAGGUAUUAUACCGCGCUACCGACAUAGGUACAAGCUAAAAACCCAGGCACUUGUUUCGCCGAUAUUACGCGGUUUCAUGGCACAGCUGCGAGGGGUUCGACCCCUCAAUGGGUCCCCCAGCGUUCCAUAUAUAUAUAUAUAUAUAUCGAGAAUAUCGAUAUUCCGAAGAGCCUUCUAUUUUUCAUUUAUAUAUAUAUAUAUAUAUCUGCUGGUAGAGGGGCGCCAACCGAUCGUGUUACAAAACUCAUUCUUCGUGCUGUGCCUUGGGGCUCUCUCUUGAGCCCAGCCAGCAGACGCUCAGCGGCGCGUAAUAUAGACAGAUUAACAUUACCGACAAAGACAAGAGAUACUGGAAUGACCCUUUCUGGUCUAUUAGUCGUCGUCAGCCCGUCAUACCCAGCCCCAAAGUGCGGCACACCUGGGCUAAUAAGCCAGAAAUGGUCAUUCUAGUCCCCUUUGUCUUCUUCGGUAAUGCCAGUCUGGCUAAAUUUAUAGAAAAAAAAAUACUCCAAAUGAAAAAAAUCACGACACCACUAAAAUAGUCUUCGGUGGUCUACUCUGUGUGGCGCUAGUUACUUAGCCGCCUUGCCAAUCGACUGUCUGCGUUGAGUAUGACUCAAAUAUCGACUUGUCGACCCCGGGACUAUGAUCGACACUUUGGUCUUCAGCCAGACUCGAUCCAAACUCACGCACACACUCCACGACGGAGUUCAAAGUAACUUGGGAACUGGCAGUAUCUUUUAGAACUCCAAUAUACUCCCUUUAAGCCUAGUAUUUGGAGAAGAUGUAAUCGUCCACCAAAUGGGUACGAGAUAUAAUGAUAGUGUGCAUGUUUCCUGUGAAAUAUAUUUGAAUUUGCAGGGGCAUCGUAAACAAGGGGCAAAAUUCAUGCUAUUUAAACAGUCAUUGUAGACCACGUGUUGUUUUAGCAGGCGAUUGGUAAGAAACUCAUUUAAAAGCCAGCAGUCUGGCGUAACUGAAAUAUCUGGGGAGUAUGCUGCGCGAAAACCAGUGCUUUCUUAUAUCUUGUGAAACGUUAACCGAAAUUUUGAAAUGCGAUUUCGAUUAGAAAAGAGUACUUAGAUAACGUUUUUAAUGUUGAUUAUCAUGCAGUAUAAUCCCAGGAUAUUCCAGUCGCACCCGGAUGUCGAUCGAAGUACAGAAACUGAGACCUAAACUGUCCCUAUAUUAGUUGUACAGGUUUAUGUAAACCUAUGGACUCGGUCAUUAUCUAUUAUCUUGUAUUCUAACAGCGCAGAAUGGAAGACGUCCUUACUGAAAAUUUUUGAAUGCACCUUAUUCCAGACACUCGGUGCAAAAAAUGGCUACUUAAGUAGUGUGCACAUUUCCCAAUGAUUUUCGACGUUUCCAUAGACGCAAAUAUAUUUCGGUGGAAAGAUGCAAAAAAGUAUACCUUCCUGCACUUAUUUGGUAAAAAAUCAGCCUUUAAUUAGUAUACUCAACGAAAUGAUAUCUUUCAGUUUAGAAAAUGUUUGUAACCGUAAAACUGUUGAAGACCGUGAAAUGUCCAUUCAUACAGCAUCAUAUCUAUCCUUUCAGUAAUGCUACCGAUUAAUUACACCAUAUGGUCCACAUCCAUUGGGAAAUUGUCUGAGUUCCAUAUGACCCCUUCCUGACAAGUUUGAGAAAUGCGUGACUUUCUUUACAUGGAACGAAUAAAACAUGGGGUUUUUAAACCCUAAGCUCGAGCGCGAUUGCAAGUCGGGUUCAAAGUUAUCCGGGAAUUGAAAAUGCCUUUUAGAACUCCAAUAUAGUUCUUUUUUAAGUUUUUUGUUUGUAAAAGAUGCAAUCGUCUACCAAAUAAAUAAAAGACGUAAUAAUAGUGUGCCUAUUUUCUGUGGAAUAUAUUUAGAUUUUGCAGGGGCAUCAAAAACAAGUGGCAAAAUUCAUACUAUUUAGGCAGUCAUUUUAGACUGCGAGUGGUUUUUGCAGGCAACUGAUAAGAAGCUCUCUUAAAAGGCAGCAGUCUGGUGUAACUGAAAUAUCUUGGGAGUAUGCUGCACGAAAACCAAUGCUACAACCCCCUUAAGCAAUCCUUUCUAGUCAAAGGCAUAACUUAGAAUUUCGGUCAACAUUUCACGAGAUAGGUCAACUACUGUUAUUCUGAUAUACAUGUAGGACUGGCCGCUGAAGACUGAAAAACCAGAAACGGUCAUCCAGCCUUUGCGGACAUCCCGUCACCCGCAUAUAUAUGCAUGAAAUUCGUGGCAAGUGAUCUUGUCUACUAAAUAGCACCGAGCUUAAGGCGUGUUCCUAGGUGGACUUCCGGUUUUGACAAAGACAAAGCCGUGCAUUUUUCUCAAAAAGUCAUUGGUUCCCUAAAGGACGAAACUAUGCCCUGAUUGUAAAGAAGAUGCUAGCGAUUUGUCAUGAUUUUUGGUUGAAUAGCCAUAGCUAAUAGGAAGACGCAUACAACCAUUUUACUCUUGAAUCUGAAAAUCCACAUCGUUUCACUAAAAACUGGUUUGUACGUUUACGUCUUCGUGGAUCGGCUGUCAUUAAAACAUUCCUCAGAGCACAUCCGUUGUACCAGCGUUGUACACUAGGAUGGUAGAUCGCUGAAAAGUGUAAAAUCGCACGCUAUAGAGGUUUUCUGUGUUAUCAUAAACACGCAUGGAUUUUACAAAGUAAAAACACUGUUUUUUCAGGUCUUUUCUACAAGAACCGAAUAUGCUGCGUGCAGUCGAUGUAAACGGACGCGUCCCAAAGCCCGCCCUUAAGCCCUAUCCCAACUUCAAUGCUGAUCAUGACGCUGAAAUUCUCAAGAAAGCCAUGGAUGGAUUGGGUAUGUCGCGUCCCCCCCCCACUCUGAAGAGAGCGACUACUUGCUUUCUUGUCAGAAAAACUGACCCCCUGUUAUGCUCUUUUUGUACGGAAAAAUGAGAGGGAAAUCCGGCAGAGACGUCAUAACUUUAGAAAAGCCCAUAUUUGUCUUAUCCGCAUCAAAAUGGUUUGGUAGGCCUUCGCCUGAUGGGUCGGAAAUGUUUUGCCGAGGGUAGAGUGAAUUUGAGGCAUGUGCCUUUAGUUUGUAACGCCAUGGCUUACCCCCUUUAAUACCAGGUGUGAGCUACGACCCAUAGACGUUUACUGGCAAAAUGUGGGGAGCACCAUUCAGUAAUGUGGAACAGUUGCCGUAGUGUGAGUUCCAAAUAGCACACCUAAUUGCUAAAAGGAAAGGACAAACGAGUGGUUUCGUCUGUAUAGCCUCUUUUUGAGAGUUGGAAGUCUCUGACGUCAUUUUGCAAGUCUGCAAUGUUGGGACUGACUGUCGUCCAGCUGGACGAACAACUUGUGCAACUGUUAUUGAUUUUAGUUAGGGGUGUCACCCCUACUUCGUGACGUGGCAGUACUUUGAGCGAAAAACCACCUCAUUUUUAGACUUUGAACUAGGGCCGUGUUCUUAGGCUCCGCACGACCAAAUGAAGAUGCUCACAUUGAAAAUUAUUAUGACCCUACUCAAAUGCUGUUUCUUGAGCGCCCCUACGAACUCGAUCGUCGUUAAUAGGUUCAAAAAUCUCUGUGCGUUUAUUAUAUCUCGAGUCUUUACCUGCCAAAAACUCUUUUCCAUCAAAGGUACCGACGAAGCGAUGAUUGUGGAGAUUUUGGGGCACCGAACGAGCUCCCAACGCUUGCAAAUUGCAUCCCGUUACAAGGCCCUCUACGGCAAGGUAAGCCCGUUGCCCAAAAAUAUCAGUAAGCGGUUUCAUAAGAGCCAAAGUACUAUGAAUAUUUUCCUCCCCUUCCUCCCAUCCUUUUUAAACACUUUUUAAACUUAAACAGGAUCUCCGGGAGAAUCUUGACAGUGAGCUGAGCGGCGACUUUGGAGAGCUGGUUGACCUACUGUUCUUUACUCCUGUUGAACUGAAAGCCGAAAUCUGCUAUAAGGCCAUCCGCGGUCUCGGUACAGACGAGGAUGCCUUAAUUGAGGUUAUUUGCACGGCAACCACCGCCGAACUCCAGCAGCUCAAACAGGAGUAUGCCAAAGGUGUGUUGAUUUACACAAUCAAAACAUACUAUUAGGAAGCACGCUUGAGCGUGACUUAAGUAUUAAUAGGGGCAAGUGGAGGCUGGGACAUCCUUUUCGACUCGCUCGCAGACGUCAGCAGGCUCUGUUUAGUCGGAUAAAACUUUACAAGUAAUCUGCCGGCAACAGAACAAACACGCCUGGCAGUCCACACCUGUCGUCAGAAAUCCAAAUGAUUAUCUGGUUGACAAUAUUUUAAUGUGAGCCCCGAUAAAGCCUCCGUUCGUAUUCUCUGACCUCGAGGAUCUUCCUCGAAUUUCAAACCAGCCUCCACUGAAAGCGUCUUGAAUACUCUAAAGAAACCGCCUAGUGACCGCCAGCGUGAGACCAAUUCCCAUUAGGUGCAGUGGAGUUUAGUGAGCUUAUACGGUAUUCAGCAAGCUUUUUAACUAUAGGCUUACCUCCACACCCUACCUGCUCUGCCAGUAAGCUUUAUGCAAGUAAUUCCGCCUUCCGUAAUGGCGACUCAAAGGCCGUCAAGCCUCAUUUGCUUUUAAUGACAUUGCUCUGGGGUCAGAACACUUGUACGUAGAUAAUAGUUAUAAACCUAAGUGUAAGGACUUUCGUCUUCUUUAAACAUUCAAUCAAACCGCCUUUUAAGCUGAGCUGCCCAAGGUGGUUUAAACGGCUGUUAGAAUUCCUGCGGCUUCCAUCUUUCUAGCCCAGAGUAAAAGAUCAUUGUUUCGGGCUGGUUCGAUAAAUACACUUCCUGCUCCGGAGAUACGGUCCAGAUGCGCCAUCUUAAGAAAACUAUGCAUUGGAAUCUCUAUUCUCGGAGAAUGGAUAACCGAAACUGCUAUUCUGGAUCUCGGGACGGAACUAAGGCCCUUUGUUGGACGUUUCUCCUUCUCUGUCAUUUUCAUUAGCAUUGACAAGCACGUUUGAAUGAGGUAGAGCAGUUAACUUGGGGAAAGUAGAUACAUCUAGGUCAUUGCUAACUUAAACUGAUCUGUCGUCUGCAAGAAAUUUUGAAAAUAAUUACCAAAGAUCGAAUAUGGUGUUGAGAAAUCUCCUGUAUCUGAACUGGAUCGAAACGGGUAUGUUUCAUAUGCAUGAGGGCGUUAGGUCACCAGACUAGUACCUAUGGUUAUAAAGCAUAAAGCCUUCUGAGUUUCGCUGCGGGUUAGAGAGGAUGACAGUUGCUCAUCUGUUAUCAGCGAAACAGACCAUUAUUUUCAAAAUCUGUAGUACUUAACCUGUUAAAACAUUCUUAUUUACGUUUCUUUUUCUUCGCUUGUUUAGUGCUCCAAAAGCAUGGUAAAGUAGGUGAGUUACUCCACUCUUUUGUUUCCCCUUUGUUUUUGCUCGAUUAUCUAAUUCAACGUCUAAAUUCCUCAUCCGUUAUCUCAUAGGAUCCAUCGACAGUUUGGAGGAACACAUAAAGUCCGACACCAGCGGUUACUUCCGAAGAAUCCUCCUCGCUCUGCUCGCAGCCCAAAGGCCUGAACCGACUGAGGAUCAGAUCCAAACUAUGCUCAACAAGGGUGUUGACACAUUUAUCGAUAGAAAGGCUGCCAGGGCAGAUGCCGAGGCCCUCUACAACGCUGGAGAAAAGUGAGUCUUCAGACCUCCUCUCUUUUUGCAAACACGAAGUAUUAUCAAAGAAAAUAAGGGCGACUGGGAUGGCCAUCUGCGUCUUGGUCGCAAUCGUCAGCUGGUCAUAACUUAGGCCGGCAGGUCCUAGGACCAAAGUGUGGAGUUAUUCAGAAAGCCGAAUGCGCAACCAGUUGUUUCACGCGUUCGGGCUUUCUCGUUUCCAAUUGGGUGGGUUCAAGGUCACUCGGGGGUGGCAUUCGUCAAUGUGACCGGAUUGCUGGCCGGAGCGCGCACACUCGGGGGUGGCCACACAAGGACGAGCAAGCAACUAGGAAUUGGCACCAAAAUAUGGCCCAGUAUCCAAGUGAAAAGACACAGGCGAACUGCUGUGUGCCACAAUUCCUUGACCACUUUGCUUGCCCGCUACCUUAGAUGUAUCAUAAAGUAGAGCUGCGAAGAAUUGCAGAGGGCCUGACUAAGAAAGCGAUUCCAAAGUGCUUUUUCUCUCCGAUCUCCGUUUUUAAUUAGAUUUCUGAAUUUGUUUACGUCAGAGAGUGUUGAGGGGUUUGUUCAAUAAAAAAUAAAUGCUAUCGAGUACAUCUUGGUUCCUCCGAUGGAAUAGCAACGCGACACUACGGAGGAAAUCUGAGGCGUGCGCUGGUAUACUUGGGGCACAAAUGAAGUACACUUUAUAGAAUUAAUGGAAUUUAGAUUAGCAAAAUCCUAAAAAAUAUAGACUGCCUCGCUAUAUGGUUGCUUUGUUCCAAGCAAACAUUCUUAGUAUUUAAACUUUGCUUGUAAGUAUUCAAUCGUAUGGCUAGCCACUUUGGUAGUUUCAAACGAAAUUUUAUGUUUAUUACAACAGACAAAACGCAUGAUAUGCUGUUGGCGCACAUUCUUAAUGCCAAAAUGUUGUUUUUAGGAAGCUUGGAACAGAUGAGGCCACAUUCAUCAACAUUCUCUGCAACAGGAAUCCAUGGCAGCUGAUGGCAAUCAGCAAGGCUUAUGAGGAGGUAAGGUGAUGCGCUAGCAAUCAUUGGCAGACUUUUUCUCAAAAAAGUACGAGGGCUUUAUGCAGCCUAAACUGGAAAAAAGAGAGGCUUACACCUUCACCAAGACUAAAUUUGAGGACAGCAUAAGUCGGCUAUUUCAGAUGGGCUGUUAAGAAACACUAAAGAGCAUUGGACAAUUUGGGCAGCACACCUGAACGAGUCACCUACAUGAUCUGUUAGUUGUAUAAUUUUUGUAACCGCGUUUUUGAAGAAAGUUGUGUACUUUGUUUCAAAAAGAAUGUGCACAAAAUUCUAGAGGAAGGCAUACGUCCUACCUCCUUCUCGCGCUAAAUUUAUGUAGCAUAUUUGCAGCAUGAGUAGCAGUUGAAAGCCAAGGCACAUGUUUCACCGAGUUUGUGCCAUUGCAUGGCACAGUUUCGCGGAGUUCGGUUCAUCAGUGGGUCUCCCAACACUCAACGUAGGAUUUAUGGAAUAAAGUCCAUGUUCGGUGUCAUUCCUUUUUAAUUGCCUCAGAAAUAAAUGUACUGAUGAACCGAGCCCCUCGGUGGAACACGUGUAUGAGCCUCUAGCUACUACCCCUGCUGCGGGUAUGAUAGAUUACUCAGCAUUUGUAUAUUGCUGACCAUAAGUGGGUGGAUUGUUGUUAUUACACUGCAAAUCCGCCGAAGCUGAUGAAUUUCAGUUCAGUUGUUGUUAUCAACUAUGAGACAAAACCUGAGAAGUUUUGUGCAGAAGAAUUCAUUCCAAACUCACACAUUUAUCUCGAAGAAAAUUGGUCUGGCUCAUCAAAGUCAAACUGUAGGCUUCUUCAUGCAGUCAGAUAGCCUAAGGAGCAAUUCCUGAUUCCUUCUCUAUCACUGUAUCCGCCUCUCUUUGGUCUGAUUGUUUAUGUCAUGUGGGACUUCUUCAUUCUUUCGAAUGUACAAAUUGCCUUUCAGAUCAGCAAACUGCGUCUAAUCGAAGCAAUCGCCAGUGAGACUUCCGGGGACUUCAAGCAUGCCCUCAUCACCACACGUAAGUUAGACUUCAUAAACAUUCGCCUAUAGCGUGUAAUCUAUUGCGCACCCCGUCAACUCGCACUAAUUUGGUGUGUCUCCCUUGACAGUGACGGCACAAAUUAGUCGUCCAAUGGCCUUCGCCGAACUUUUGAACAGGGCGAUUGCUGGCCUGGGGACAAAUGAUGAUGAACUUAUGCGCAUAGUGGUUUGGCGGUCAGAGGUAAGAGAUUGUUUGACUUUUUUAUUAUUGAGUCGGUAUUGUUACCUAACCUACCGUCUCACCAACGGCUAUUCUGUCAAUGGUUAUUUUGAAUAGGGGAUUAGGUGUCCUCCGGGUUGGGAGAAGGGGUAACGAGUUUUGAUUGAAAUUUUAAUCUCACAAGAGGAGCGCAACAACUGGGGUAAAGACACGAAGUGAAGAGCGGGGCUCAUCUCCGGCAUCGAUAGACAGAUGAAUACUGUGCCGAAACCGAAAUAUUCUUUGGACCUAGGUUUUUAACUAAACUGUCUAUUCCGCCGAAGUUCUCGAAAACAUUCGUACAUAUAGUGCAUAUUUACGUCAGCUUUAAAAUAUCGUUUGACGAAACGUCAUCAUUUAAGUGCAAAGUUUAAGUAAGUUUGGCAUUUGUAUUGCUGAAAAUGGGCCGCAAUUCUGGCCAGCGAUGUCGCGAGCCCUCCUGAUCUAAGCGGCAAAGACAUCGUAUCGAGCGCGCUGGGUUCACUUGAUUACCUGUUUACUAACUGUUCGCCACAAUUCAGCCAAUGCUUCUAAAUUUCUCUGGUUCAACUUCCAAUGUUUUCAUGUCACUUAAUAGCCUGUUGGAUAACAAACAAGUCGCGCAGCUGAAAGCAUUGGAAGCCUCUGACUAGAAUCUGCUUCCCCACUUUCCAGACGAUUGAGACGUUGGGGUUCUCGUAAAAAUUAAGAGGUCAGUAACCAGUGUGCUGUCGAUGCAUUGAGCCCAACAAAUGAGAUUCGCGUUCAGGCAGCGCAAUAUUUCUGUCCUCCUGAAGGUCUGGAUGACGUUAGACUUGAUAGCUAGGAAGUUGCGGGGUUUCAGAUCUCCUGAAAGGCGGUAUGCUUUGGCACCGAUAUUUUCAGCCUCUGUUGGCCUUGUAUGACCCAAGUUUGGCCAAUCUGAGUUCACAAGGGUUUACGAUUUUCUUAGAGUACAUACAUGUUUCGCUCGUUUUUUUAGGUUGACAUGGAAGACAUCAAGAACGCCUACCUGACUCGAUACAACGAGUCUCUGGAGGAGGCUAUCAAAGAGGACACGUCUGGGGACUACGAGAAGCUUUUACUGGCACUAAUUGGGUGUUAA